This is a messenger RNA of Verticillium nonalfalfae, 1530 nucleotides long. RefSeq lists its product as uncharacterized. NCBI's taxonomy places the organism in Eukaryota, Fungi, Ascomycota, Sordariomycetes, Glomerellales, Plectosphaerellaceae. Bases 1 to 1530 code for a protein of 509 amino acids. Gene Ontology annotation, biological process: regulation of DNA-templated transcription. The transcript has 3 exons. Gene Ontology annotation, molecular function: zinc ion binding; DNA-binding transcription factor activity, RNA polymerase II-specific. The record is from RefSeq and is a predicted model, not a curated record.
AUGAGUGAGGCCAUCACAACACCUCCACAGCCGCUGAGAAUGCGUGCCACAGACGACGCAACAGACAAGUCCCGUCAGAAAAGCUGCCACGCCUGCGUCCGCAGCAAACGCCGCUGCGAUAAGCGGACUCCGCGCUGCACACGAUGCGCCGAGAAGGGGUUCUCCUGUCUUUACGUCAACCUUCCGCCUGCAGCAAGCGCCCGCCAGCGCGCGGCGGCCCAAAUGUCCGAUGCGGCCAUGCCGCCUGCCCUUGACAGCUCACCGACGGAGACGGAGCUCGAUGCCAUGGGGAUGCAGUCCGAUCAUGACUACGACCUUGAUCCCAUGCCAGAGUGCACACCCGGACCCCAAGCCAACAUGGACACAUUGCUCGACGAUGUCAACAUGCUGGGCGAUGCUCCGCUGUCUUUCGACUUGCCAAGUUUUGAUUUUAACAACCUGAUGAACUACAUGACUGUCGAUCAAGAAGGCGGCAGGAUGCAAUUAUGGCACACGCAAGACGCUCCCAAGGCAACGACAGUCCGCCUCGCGACACCGCCGCCUUUGGACCGAACUCCUUACCAUUCCGCCAGCAUCGAAGGCGGUAAGCCGCAAUCCUGUUCUAAUCUUAGUCCCUGGACCAUACACGAGCCAGGUUCUCGCAUCGGCUUCGUGAUUUCUAGUUUCAAGGAUUUCCCCAUCCUGCUCGCCCGCGAGCGCGAAACACCCUUCCUCCAUCGCCACCUCUACCGCGCCCAGACCCCGCGUGCCAUGCUUACCGCAUACUCGGUCGCGACUGCAUACGCUAACCGUACCGACGCCAACAAGGCCUGGGCCUUCCGCCUGCUCUGUGAGGCUGCCGACGAGCUGGUCGGGCGGCCGGGCCGUAGCCAGCCGAAGGAUAAGGGAGUGCCGCAGGUCCCACAAUUAGAAAUGACAGUACCGGCCCAGUUUCUUACACCCAUGGACAAGCUGGCACGCACUCAAGCGCUUCUCAUCUACCAGCAGGUCCGCAUGUUCGAUGGUGAUAUCAGCCUACGCGCGCAGGCGGAGCACGACAUGGGUAAGCUCGAGGACUGGCUUGGCGAUCUCGAGAGGUAUCGCGAUAACCUCGCUGAGCAGUGGCUGCUCGAGGAGAGCACGCUCCGCGAGAGGCCGCCACGGUCUUGGGAACGAUGGAUCUUUGCCGAGUGCGUGCGCCGGACUAUCAUGCUCGGCGCCGCGUUCAUCGCCAUUGUGAGCAUGCUGAAGACGAUAGGCACGGGCGAGUCGCCCGACCCGAGCCAGUUCGCGGCCGUGCACCGGUGGACGUCGUCCAAAUUUCUAUGGGAGGCCGACUCGCCCCUCACCUUUAUGACGGCGUGGCGCGAGAGGCGGCAGUACAUUGUGCAAAACUUCUUCGUCGAGGAGCUGCCCAAGACGAUGAAGGCCGCCGAGUUGGAUAGCAUGACCAGGCUUCUACUGACGUCGUUCAUCGGUGUCGACGAGAUGGAGCAGUGGAUCAGCACCGGCGGGGUCUUCACCGAGAAUAUAGAUCACACAAGAAUGUGA